AUGUCUCCCAAUCCUCCCCACACCUCCCUCGCCGUCGACCCCGUCGCCUUCGUCAUCUCAGAAUGCAUCACCGUCACCUCGGCCAUGCGCAAGCAUAAUCGAUGGGCUCAUUCCUCCGUCGCGGCGAUCCUCGGCGCCUCGGGUGUCUCCUCCCGUCUCUCCAACCCCCCCAGUCCUCGUUAUGAAGGAGCGGCCACCCCCGACAACCUCCCCCUCGCCAACCGCUGGGGUCUCCGCGGGAAGAAGGGCAAGAGCAUGCAGGACAAUCCCCUCAUCUCCGCCUUCACACGCCUGCGCGCCGACUUGAAAGAUUGCCGGGACAUUCGCGCCGUCGACGCCCCCGCCCUCCUCCAUCCUUUCCUCCAGGUCGUCCGCUCCUCCUCCACCUCCGCCGCCAUCACCUCCCUCGCCCUCGUCGCCCUCACCAAGUUCUUCGCCUACAAUAUCAUCCACCCCGACUCCCCCCGCCUCUCCCUCGCCCUGCAGCUCCUCUCCGCCGCCAUCACGCACUGCCGCUUCGAGGCCAGCGACUCCGCCGCCGACGAGAUCGUCCUCCUGCGCAUCCUCAAACUCAUGGAGGGCGUCCUCGCCCGCCCCGAGGGCGACCUCCUGGGCGACGAGAGCGUCUGUGAGAUGAUGGAGACCGGUCUCAGCAUGUGCUGUCAGGUCCGCCUCUCCGAGGUCCUCCGUCGUUCCGCCGAGAUGGCCAUGGUCAAUAUGUGUCAGGUCAUCUUCAUGCGCCUGUCCCGCUUGCCCCCCGCCCACCCGGCCCCGGCCGGCCUCCUCGAUCCCCUGGCCCACUCCGCCGUCGCCCCCUUCCUCAAGAUGGACCCCUCCGUCGACGGGGACUCCGUCGCCUCCCAACAUCCCUCCGCCAUGGGCGCCGACGCCGCCGUCCCCGACCGCGACCGCUCCAGCGCCGACGACGGACCGGCCGAUCCCAAUGCUGCUGCUGCUGCUGCUGCCGCCGCCCCGGCCCCCACCACCCGUCCCCACGACGAGCCCGCCGGCGUCGUCCAUCCUUACGGCCUCCCCUCCAUCCGCGAGCUCUUCCGCGUCCUCAUCGAUCUCCUCGACCCCCACAAUCGCCAGCACACCGACCCCAUGCGCGUCAUGGCCCUGCGCAUCCUCGACGUCGCCCUCGAGGUCGCCGGCCCCGCCAUCGCGCGGCACCCCUCCCUGGCCGCCCUGGCCCAGAACGACCUCUGCCGUCAUCUCUUCCAGCUCGUCCGCUCCGAGAACCUCGCCCUCCUCGCCGGCUCCCUCCGCGUCACUGGCACCCUGCUCCUCACCGGCCGCCCCGUCCUCAAGCUCCAGCAGGAGCUCUACCUCUCUUACCUCGUCGCCUGCCUCCACCCCCGCGUCGACAUCCCCCGCGAGCCCGGCAUCGACCCCGCCCUCUACGACGGCGUCCCCCAGGCCCCCAGCCUCGUCAAACCCCCGCCGCCCGCCUCCCCGUCCUCCACGAGCGGCCGCUCCACCCCGGUCCCCGUCAAGGACCGCCAGAAACUCGGCCUCGAGGGUGGCGCCCGUCGUCCCGAGACCCGCGAGGCCAUGGUCGAGAGCAUCGGCGUCCUCGCCCGCAUCCCCAGCUUCAUGGUCGAGCUCUUCGUCAACUACGACUGCGACGUCGACCGCGCCGACCUCUGCGCCGACCUCGUCGGCCUCCUCUCCCGCAGCGCCUUCCCGGACUCCGCCACCUGGAGCACCACCAACGUCCCGCCCCUCUGCCUCGACGCCCUGCUCGGCUACGUCCAGUUCGUCUACGACCGCCUCGAGGACGUCCCCGACGACCCCGCCGGCCACCCCCCCGCCGGCGUCCCCGCCCCCGACGCCCUGCGCGACCAGCGCCGCACCAAGCAGACCAUCAUCCACGGCGCCCAGAAGUUCAACGAGGACCCCAAGGCCGGCAUCGCCUACCUCGCCGCCCGCGGCGUCAUCGCCGACCCCGACGACCCCGCCCGCGUCGCCCACUUCCUCCACGGCACCUCCCGCGUCUCCAAGAAGGUCCUCGGCGACUUCCUGUCCAAGCGCUCCAACGAGGCCCUCCUCGACGCCUUCGUCGACCGCUUCGACUUUGCCGGCAAGACCGUCGUCGACGCCCUGCGCGACCUCCUCGGCUCCUUCCGGCUCCCCGGCGAGUCCCCCCUCAUCGAGCGCAUCGUCACCACCUUCACCGACAAGUACAUGCAGAAGGCCCAACCCACCGGCGUCGCCGACAAGGACGCCCUCUUCGUCCUGACCUACGGCAUCAUCAUGCUCAACACCGAGCUCUACAACCCCAACAUCAAGUCGCAGAACCGCAUGUCCUGCGCCGACUUCUCCCGCAACCUGCGCGGCGUCAACGCCGGCCAGGACUUCGCCCCGGAGUUCCUGCAGGAGAUCUACGACUCCAUCCGCCACGACGAGAUCAUCCUGCCCGACGAACACGACAACCAGCACGCCUUCGACUUCGCCUGGCGCGAACUCCUGCGCAAGUCCGCCUCCGCCGGCGAGCUGGCCGUCCCCGGCGAGGCCACCAACCGCUACGACGCCGACAUGUUCGCCGCCACCUGGCGCCCCGUCGUCGCCACCCUGGCCUACGUCUUCAUGUCCGCCUCCGACGACGCCGUCUACGCCCGCGUCGUCAUGGGCUUCGACCAGUGCGCCCAGAUCGCCGCCCGCUACCGCCUGUCCGACGCCUUUGACCGCAUCGUCGACUGUCUCGCCACCAUCAGCACCCUGGCCACCGACGUGCCCCCCAGCACCGCCCUCAACACCGAGGUCCAGGUCGACCAGCAGAAGCGCGUCAUGGUCAGCGAGCUGGCCGUCAAGUUCGGCCGCGACUUCCGCGCCCAGCUCGCCACCGUCGUCCUCUUCCGCGUCCUGGCCGGCAACGAGUCCGUCGUCCGCGACAGCUGGGGCCCCGUCCACCAGAUCCUCCGCAACCUGUUCGUCAACUCCCUCAUCCCCGCCUGGGGCGGGGAUCUCACCGCGCCGCUGGCUCUCCCCGCCAUCCCGCUCCAGCCGGCCUCCCAGGUCGUCGACCGCGACGGGAAACCGACCGAGUCGGGCCUGCUGUCGGCCUUCACCUCCUACCUGUCCAGCUACGCCGCCGACGAUCCGCCGGAGCCGUCCGACGAGGAGCUGGACAACACCCUCUGCACGGUCGACUGCGUGACCGCGUGUGCCAUCCCCGACGUCGUCGGCCAUCUCCAGUCCCUGCCCCUGGAGGCCGUCGGGCCCCUGGUCGAGUCGCUGCUCGCGAUGCUGCCCGAGGAGAGCACACCGGCCGUCAUCGUCGUCAAGCCCGAACGACCGGCCCCCACCCGCGGCGCCCGCGGUCCGCUCCACGAUUCCCGCACGGCCUACGACCCGGGCAUGAUCUACCUGCUCGAGUUGGCCACCAUUCUGACCCUGCGCGACCGGGCGACCCUGGAAGCGAUGGGCGAGCGGCUCUUGGCGGCCUUGCAGGCAUUCAUCCGGGGAGCCCGGAAUCUGCACUCCCUCGCCUUGUCGCGUGUGGUCUCUUACUUGCUCAACCUGCUGCGUUUGAGCCAUGAUCAACCCUUCAUGCGCGUCCCCGUCAUCCUCCACAACAUCUCGGGCUUCGACCAGGACAUUCUCGAAAGCGUAGCCGUGCCCAUCGUCCAAGGCCUCACCCGGUGCAUCGCGAAUCCCGAACCCCUGCGGAACGAGAUCACGAUCUCUCCGGAUUUCUGGUCCAUCCUGCAGAGAUUGCACCAGCACAAAGAAGCCGCGCCUCUGGUCUUUGAGCUCCUCCAGCUGAUCGUGGACGCGGCUCCCGCCAUCGUGACGGCCGACAAUUACGAGUCUGCGGUCGCUCUGGCGAAUGAUUUUAUCAGCGCUGGCAGUGUGGGGUCUGUUGAUGAGCGGCAUCAUGAUGCGAUGCCCCGUCGGAAGGGUGCCAAGCAGUCGAAGUCGAAGGAUAAUGAGAUUGUAUCGCGUGGUCUGAAGGCGAUCGGUCUUAUCUACCGUCUCACCGGGCGGGUUCCGGCAUUGAUCCAGCAGUCUCACCUGGAAAAGAACGAAGCGUGGUCCGCCUACUGGUCGCCCGUCCUCCACACUCUGACCUCUCAAUGUACCAAUCCCUGUCGAGACAUUCGGCACCACGCCGUGUCCACCCUCCAGCGGUCCCUCCUGUCAAUCGAGAUCAGCUCCACGGACGACAAAGAAUGGACAGCCAUCUUCGACCAGGUUCUCUUCCCGCUGGUCCUACGCUUGCUCAAGCCCGAGGUGUACCACUCCGACCCUGUCGGAAUGAGUGAAACCCGCGUCCAAGCCGCAACCCUAGUCUGCAAGAUCUUCCUCCGCUACCUCGACCAACACCCCAACCGGGCCGGCAUGCUCGAUCUCUGGCUUAAGAUCCUCGAUAUCCUAGACCGCAUGAUGAACAGCGGUCAGGGCGACAGCCUGGAGGAGGCCAUCCCCGAAAGUCUCAAGAACGUCCUCCUCGUCAUGGCCGACGGCGGCUACCUCGUCCCGCCCUCCCAAGACCCCAGCAAGGAGCAGAUGUGGACUGAAACCAAGAAACGCCUCGAGCGUUUCCUCCCAGACCUCUUCCAGGAAAUCUUCGCCCAGGCUCCUAAGGAUCUGCCGCUUCCUGCCUCGAGGAUUCCUUCUCCCGCGCCUUCCCCUGCGCCUGAGGCUUCGGCUUCGGCUUCGGCUUCGGCUUCGGCUUCGGCUUCAGAGGAGCCACCAUCUAAAGAGGGAGCCCCUGCAGAAGAAGCACAAACCUCUGAACCUCAACAACAAGAGGAGGAGGAGCAGCAGGAGGAGAAGCAGGAGUCGACAGAAGGCGAAAAGGAAAACGAAAUCCAACCCACGAACUAA
Molecule: messenger RNA, 4833 nt
Organism: Aspergillus candidus
Lineage: Eukaryota; Fungi; Ascomycota; Eurotiomycetes; Eurotiales; Aspergillaceae
Product: guanine nucleotide exchange factor
Exons: 5
Coding region: 1-4833 (1610 amino acids)
Biological process (GO): regulation of ARF protein signal transduction
Molecular function (GO): guanyl-nucleotide exchange factor activity
Source: RefSeq, a predicted model, not a curated record